This is a messenger RNA of Dovyalis caffra, 714 nucleotides long. The record is from the annotation of a GenBank genome assembly. NCBI's taxonomy places the organism in Eukaryota, Viridiplantae, Streptophyta, Magnoliopsida, Malpighiales, Salicaceae.
AUGCUAUGCUUUAGCUUCCAUUUUGCUCGCAGGUUCCUUUUGGACACCAAGGACCAAAAACGCCAUGAUUGUUCUGACGUUACUGGGGCUGGAAAAGGUAUUGGGUUUGGCAGUGGCGGCGGAUCGAGUGGAGUGGACGUUGGAAUUGGGUCUGCCUCUGAUGGAGUGGGGCCAGUAUCUGGGAGUGAUGGAUAUCGCCUAGGAAAAGAUGGAUCAGGAUUUGGUUAUGGAAUUGCAUUUUACCGCCCUUUCGCUGACUCUUAUUCUGCCAAUGAUGGAGUUGGUACUUCCCCGGGAUCUCCCAGUUAUGGCUAUGGGAUUGGAAUAGGUUAUGGUGGUAGCCGCGACAACACAGUACCAGGAAUCAGUACAGGGUUUGGUCAAAUAAGCAAUGGUUACACCAGCACCACAGCGCUGUGGAGUCCACACGAGGCUGGUGUAGCCAUGGAGCUGUGGAGUCCACGCGAGGCUCACAAGUCCAUUGCGGCCUCAGAGCCAUGGAGUUCGCAUGGGACUCACGAGUCUAUCAUUGCGACCUCAGAGCCAUGGAGUUCGCAUGGGACUCACGAGUCUAUCAUUGCGACCUCAGAGCCAUGGAGUCCGUACAAGAGUCAUGAGUCCAUCCUUGCGGCCUCAGAGACAUGGAUUUCACAUGAGGCUCACCAAUCCAUCGUUGCAGCUACAGAGUCAUGUAGAACAUGGGCACGUUGCUAA